Messenger RNA from Penicillium subrubescens, 3789 nucleotides. RefSeq names its product putative checkpoint protein kinase (SldA). Lineage: Eukaryota; Fungi; Ascomycota; Eurotiomycetes; Eurotiales; Aspergillaceae. The record is from RefSeq and is a predicted model, not a curated record. Gene Ontology annotation, biological process: meiotic sister chromatid cohesion, centromeric; protein phosphorylation; mitotic spindle assembly checkpoint signaling. The transcript is spliced from 3 exons. Bases 1 to 3789 code for a protein of 1262 amino acids. Gene Ontology annotation, molecular function: ATP binding; protein kinase activity.
AUGUUUAUCGAUAACCCAAUUGGCCGUUUGGGAACCAACAAACCGAUUCUCGACUUGUCGUGUGUGAACCCCUCGCCGUUUCCCACGAAACCUUUUGUCGACAUUUCCCGAAGGUCAGAACUGGCCACAGAUCUCGGCAAAAUGGCGGCCUCCGACGACCUCAUCGACUUCGACAUUAUCGAGGCCCAGAAAGAGAAUGUCCAAUCCCUCCCCGGCGGCCGAUCAGCCCGAGAAUUGGCUCGGAUUUUCUCUGGAGGAAGCACAAGCGACAAAUUUGCGGCACCCUCGCCAAAUGACACAAGGACCAUCAACGGUGCAAUUCGCCAGGAAUAUGAGAACGAAUUGGGAUCAAUAGGAGAAUCGGACGACCCCCUCGAUGUUUACGACCGCUACGUGAAAUGGACCUUGAACGCGUACCCUUCUGCCCAAGCUACGGCUGAAUCUGGUCUUCUCCCGCUGCUCGAGCGCGCUACCAAGUCUUUCCUAUCAUCGUCACACUACAGGAAUGACCCACGGUACCUCCGGUUGUGGAUGCACUACAUCAGGCUUUUCUCCGAUGCCCCGCGCGAGACAUUUGCUUUCCUUGCGCGGCACAACAUUGGCGAGGGUCUUGCAUUAUUUUACGAGGAGUUUGCGGCAUGGCUAGAGGGUGCCGGGCGCUGGACACAGGCAGACGAGGUAUACCGUCUUGGUAUGGACCGUGAGGCCCGGCCAGUCGAGCGGCUUGCGCGGAAAUACAGCGAGUUCCAACAACGAUAUGAGCUGCAAUCACAAGAUGCCGGGCCAGGGCCAUCUUCGCCUGCUCUCCCAGCUGUCCGACCCGCUCUGGCAGCUAAGAUGGAUCCAUUUGCUUCUACAGAAACCGCUGCAAACCCGCAAGCCUCUCGCUCAGCAGCACCACCUCCUGGCCCUGCCAAGACCAAGUCUGGCAAAAUGAAGAUGGCAAUCUUCUCCGAUGCCGAGGCAGCACAGUCGAGCCAACCAGCGACCAGCGGACAGACAAAGGGAUGGGACAGUAUCGGAUCGAUGCGAGAGCGCAGGAAGGAAAACGAGGUCGAGGCCAAACCUUGGGUGGGAGAGACAUUGAAGGCCGGGAAGAAACCCGCGCCAACACAGAAGAUGGCCAUUUUCAGGGACGAGUCCAAUUCAAAUCCACCUUCUGAACAACCAAGUGCUCUCAAUCACAUUCCAGAACACCAUGUAAGGGAAGCGGUCAACCCGCGGACGGGUCGGCGAGAGCGCGUUUUCGUCGAUCUUGAAGCAGUAUACCCCGACCACAAGAAUCCGGCCCAUGAAAUUAGUUUCGAAGAGUUGCGAGCGAUGAGACGUGGUUGGAUGGAUAAGGAUUGGCGACGCCAAAAGGAACCUCUGCAACAAAUCUCUGGCAACGCUCCUGGGGAAGCUCCGCCAGCGAAACUCAAGAUUUUCAAGGAUGAGCCGCUGUCUGAGCGGCCUCGGCAAAUGCUGGCUACUGAUGAACAACCGUCUCAAUCGCAGCACCAGGAUGGACAGUAUGAAGGCAAAGCUGGAAAAGCGAGGAAAUUCAAGGUGCAGGGAGAGACACAGACUAUCAAAAUGAAGUUCGACUCGCCGACUAGCUCCAAGGCCCGACGGAAGAGCACUCGAGAGCCAACAAUGACUAUGCAUACUCGGGCUGCAACGGAUGAAAUCUAUGGCAUAUUCAAUCAACCGUUGAAGGCCGAGAUGGACGAUGCGGCUGACAGCCUCUACGGCAGCGAGUAUGAAGAUGAGGAUUGUGCAAGCACGGUCGACAGUACAGGCACCGGCCACAUUUCUGCAGCUUCGAGUGACUUUGGCGAUGAUGAAACGCAUACCUUCCACAAAUCAUAUGACGACACAGAAUACGGCGAUGGCAACACGACUCGGGCUGAUAGUGUCGCAGGAGGCGAUUGGACCGAUUUCAGCGUCAGCAAGGAUGUACCUGGUGCUGAGUCUGCCGAAGUUACCUCCCAUUCCGUUAUAAGUCAAGGAGAUGUCGAGUCACAGCAUAGUACUCCCGAAAAGGAGCGGUUCAUACCUCGAAUGCCUGAUGACUAUAACCCUCCAUAUGGAACGUAUCGCGAUCCUGCCAUUAUGGCGCAGAACCGACUGCCAUUCAUGACACCGAUUGUGGAACGAACCGAGUCGUCCAUUUCAAUGACGGCUGCUAGGAGUCUUCACAACGCGAAGACUCCGUGUAAGCCUCGAUCACCAUCGGGUGUGCCGCAAAUGGGUGAUCUGCUUUCCAGUCCAUUUGGGACAACGACACCCUACCAUGGAGAUCACACUGUCGGCUCGGCGGUCGAUGUCCCGUUUAGUCCAACAGCUUUCAAGGCUCUGGCCCCAAAGUCGCGCCGACGAGAAGCUAUCAUCAAGGAUCUGCAGUGCAACCCAACUGACAAGGGCAUUCGCAACACGAUCUUGAACUCUUUGGAGCCACCACUUGCUUCCUACCCGGGAUACCACGGCCACGUCCAAGACAGCAACUAUGCCAGCAUGAUCCAAAAAUUUGUCAAAGCGCACAGCCGAAAGUCCAAAAGCGCCGAUGACGAGCGCUCCGAGACGCCAAUUCUCGAGUUCCCCGGUGCCGAGCGUAGCUACAUCAUCCGCCGUGAGCUCGGUGCCGGCGCAUACGCUCCAGUCUAUCUCGCCGAAAGUGUCGAUGUCGACAGUCAACAGUCUUACAGCUCAGACACAGACGAAGAAAAUAUCAAAUCCAACCCAUACGACAGCGCACGAUACUCCUUCGAAGCAGUCAAAGUCGAAAACGGGCCCUCCAGCGCCUGGGAAUUCUACAUGAUCCGCACAGCCCAUGAACGUCUCCGGCACGCACGAAAAUACUCCCGCGCCGUGGACAGCAUCGUCCGCGCCCACGAGCUACACGUCCACCAACGCGAAAGCUUCCUCGUCGAAGACUACCGCGGCCAAGGCACACUCCUCGACCUAGUCAACAUCCUCCGCAACGACUCCAUUAGCUCCACGCACCCCAGCGACGGCGGUCUAGACGAGUCCCUUGCAAUGUUCUUCUCAAUCGAGCUCUUCCGCACAAUCGAAGCCCUCCACGCAACAGGUAUCCUACACGGCGAUAUCAAAGCAGACAACUGUCUCGUCCGUCUAGACGACUCAGACCCACCCACAAAAGCCCUCUCCCUGCUUGAUCUCGGCGAUACUUCCACCUUUACUGACCCGCGGGACACCCCCGCCUACGCACCAUCCGGCGCAUUCAACUGGCGCUCAAAGGGUCUAGCACUAAUCGACUUCGGCCGCGCAAUCGACAUGAACGCAUUCCCCUCCAAUGUCCAAUUCCUAGCAGAUUGGGAAACAGGAACCCACGAAUGCAAUGAAAUCCGUGAAGCACGCCCCUGGACCCAUCAGAUCGAUUUAUACGGUAUCGCGGGCGUAAUUCACGUCUUGCUUUUCGGGAAAUACAUUGAAAGUGCGCCUGUUCGUACCAGCGAUGCGAGCGCUAGCGCUGCUGCGCGCACGUAUCGCAUCCGCGAAUCUUUGAAGAGAUACUGGGAUCGGCAGAUUUGGAGUGAUGUUUUUGAUUUGUUGCUUAAUCCUGGUGGGGAGAGGUGGGUUUGUAUGGAGAUGGAAGACGCCGUUGAAAGUGUGCCUGGGGUUGGUGCUGAGGGCCCUGUUUUACCAGUCCUCAAGUCUAUGGCUUUUGUCCGGGGAAGAAUGGAGGAGUGGCUUGUGGGUAAUGCGGAGAAGAAGGGUCUUGCGUUGCAGUUAAGAAGGAUUGAGGCUGUUUUGGCGGAGAGGAAGAAGAAACUUGAGCGUGUUUGA